CUAACAGUAUUGUCAUUUGCGUUUAGUUUCGUUCGCGCGCUUGGAGAAAUUGUUUAGGUUACUGUGAAUUGACAAGGAAAUAUUGGCCCUAUUUUUACUGUUUUACUUUAAAUCAACAUCAUGUGCGAUAUUCUUGUCCCGAACAUGAACUGCAACCGCAAGCGGAUGCGUUCUGACGACGAUUGUGGUGUGGCAUUGCAGCGGAAGAUGUUCAUCGACCAGCAUCGAAUGGAUCAGCAGGAUGAAAACAAAAUGAAACGCAUCCAAGGUAUGCAUCUAUCGUUUUGGGAAAAAACGAUCAACAUGCUAUUCCAGGGAGCUAAAAUUUCUCACCAGCAAGCACCGGGAACAUGCGCAGGUGCAUGCCUGCGACACGUACGCUUACUUGGUGGUGGAGAAACGGACUUCGACUUUCAUCAGUGUCCCAGCUGGAUUGAGAAGAAACCGGAUCGCAAAUGCCGUAUUUGCGAUCGGUUAUCGAUGGUUCAUGCCGACUGUGUCAACUGCAAUCUGGAACUUUGCGAGUACUGUGGCUUUAGUUGCAGCUACUGCCCUGAGAAAAUAUGUAUGAAUUGUGUUAAUUUAUUUAACUGCCAAAACUCGGAUGUUCCAUGCUGUGAACGGUGCAAAAUUUUCAACUAAUUUCGAGAGUGUCUUUUCGUUUAGGUUUCGUGUAAUUGUAAUUUUAUUUAUGUUUGAAAGGCUAGUUUUGGGCACAAUUUAUGCAAUAUUGUAUGCUUAUUAUGUUAUAACUAAAAU
Messenger RNA from Wyeomyia smithii (pitcher-plant mosquito), 759 nucleotides. RefSeq lists its product as uncharacterized. The record is from RefSeq and is a predicted model, not a curated record. Lineage: Eukaryota; Metazoa; Arthropoda; Insecta; Diptera; Culicidae. Gene Ontology annotation, biological process: extrinsic apoptotic signaling pathway. Gene Ontology annotation, molecular function: CD27 receptor binding. The transcript is spliced from 4 exons. The coding region runs from base 121 to 642 and encodes 173 amino acids.